Ostertagia ostertagi is the source of this 411-nucleotide messenger RNA. Lineage: Eukaryota; Metazoa; Nematoda; Chromadorea; Rhabditida; Trichostrongylidae. The record is from the annotation of a GenBank genome assembly.
AUGAACGGCUCAAUCAGGUCACGCCCUGAAACUCGUCGUGCCAAACGAAAAGUCACUCGACUUGUACUCUGUGUGCUCAUUAUAUGGGCUGUCUGCUGGCUGCCUCUUAACGUGUGCUUCUUUGUCUCCGGUCUCUCGUAUCCAGAAACGCUUGUGAUGAAAGGAGGUGUCAUUAUGGUUGUAAUUCAAAUUUCUAGUCAGUUCAAGAUGAAAUAUGUGCAAAUAGGAAAGGCUGUAUAUCAUCUUGGUCAACCAACUCUUUCAUGUCGUUCCGUAGAAUUUGGUUUCGAAAUUUUGCGUGACUACUGUGUUUUAUGUCAGAAUGGAUUCAUAAGGGUCAUAUGUACUAUGGGAAGGAAAUUAACUAUGGGUGCAUACUGCAUACAGGAUGAUAAGAUUGCGUACAUAUAA